GGUACCCCGAGGUUAUCAGUAUUAGACGCAAGAUUUGUUCAGUGUACAUGUUACAAUAUAUACACAUAAAAUAGAGGAAAAAAUCCCUUAUUGGGCACCCGAUAAAAAUAUCCCAAAUCAAUAGGAGUUAAAAAUGAUAUAGAUUUCUAAAUUUCACCAAAACACGACAUGUGAACCUACUUUUUGAUAUUUUUCGGCGCUUAUUAUGGUUCAGUCGGAUUUAAAACGGAUUGUGUAUGCAUACAAAAGUGACUUUUAUAAAUAUAUACACCUUGUUGUGUAUAUAUAAGGAAACUGACGUAAGUGGUACGGGAGACAGUUUUUAAACAAACCGCAAUGGAGGAUCCCGAUGUAUCCCUCGACCAGAAAAAGAGUAUAAGAGAAAAACUUGCAGCUAUUAUGCAUCAUAAAUUUGUCCACGCUGUAUCAAUGUGCCUUCUUCUGUUGGACGCCAUCUUGGUUUUAUUUCUGCUCUUGGUGGACCUUGAUGUUAUUCCAGUGUCGGGUGAUGAUGAAAACCAUUCCAAGAAAGAAGAAGUUGAAAACGGUCUUCACUACACAGGUUUAUCAAUUCUCUCCAUAUUUGUGCUAGAGAUAACACUAAAAAUAAUUGCUGACGGAGUCGCCUUUUUCAAGAAGAAAUUGGAGGUUUUUGACGGAGCAGUUGUCGUCAUAUCAUUUGCAUUAGAUGUUUCAUUGUCUCUAUCACAUGUCAGCAGCUUCGUGAGAGACGCCGUUAUUCUUAUGAUCCUUCUCCGACUCUGGCGGUUCUUCAAACUCCUAGUUUCUGUGAACACGUGUGUGAGGAAAGACAUCCAAGGAAAGGUCGACGCCGAGAGAGAUCUUCGUAUUCGGGCUGAGAAGGAGAGAGACGAAGCGCUAGACAAACUCAAAAUGGCUGAAAACCAGUGUCAACGAACUAACGUUCCCAUUACUGACGAUGAAAAGGAACCAAAUUGAGAUUUAGAUAUAUUUUAUAGUGAUCAUGAACUACAAUGUAUAUAUCGUAUAUCGUACAGGACAUACACAAGUUUGGAUUUUAACUUCAUUUUGUGACGUCAUUACAUAUCCUGUUGUGUUGUCUCAUUGCUUCCACAUCAUGAUGUGACAAAAUGUGAUUGAAUAGAUUUUGGUUGUGAUAGUUAUGGUAUGGCGCCGACCAAGAUUUAGCGCUUGUGGACAAUAGCGCUUCAUAUCUGAACAUAUGCAUACAGCUCAGGCCAGGUGAAAGUCGAGCAAUAUUUCAACCUGUCAUAUUUGUGUAUUUAUUCGUCAUAUCAUAUAUUUUUCAUGGAUAUACAUCUACAUAUAUGUUUAAAUAAUUUGCAUGAAAUGAUUCUGUAUUUAUCAGAAAUUGCGUGUCAACCUGGACAAUUAUUUUUCAAUACUUUGAAAUUAUAUUUGUAAUAAUAAUUUAUGUAACGAAAAAUUGUUUAAUUUAUGUUUAUGAUAUUACUUAUUAUAGAUGUCAUACAAUCAGCAUAGGAGUGUUGAUUUUUAUGCCAAAGAUGAAAACCGAAACGAAAAUACAAAAUAAAUUAGAAAAAUGCAUUUCUAUAGUGUUGUCUCUAUCAGACAUUUAUUUUAAGUGUGCUGGUCUGAUGUUGUUUGGAUUUUACUUCGUGUUAUUUUGUUUAACAUUUUACCAACA
Molecule: messenger RNA, 1651 nt
Organism: Pecten maximus
Lineage: Eukaryota; Metazoa; Mollusca; Bivalvia; Pectinida; Pectinidae
Product: voltage-gated hydrogen channel 1-like
Exons: 6
Coding region: 337-960 (207 amino acids)
Biological process (GO): proton transmembrane transport
Cellular component (GO): plasma membrane
Molecular function (GO): voltage-gated proton channel activity
Source: RefSeq, a predicted model, not a curated record